AUGACGACGGGCGUGAAAGGAUUUUUUAAAGGCCUUCGCAACAUCACUCAGAUUUUCGAGGAAGGUAAAGACCGUGAUAUUCAGAUUGGGUUUCCCACCGAUGUAAAACAUGUCGCCCACAUAGGAUCCGAUGGACCUGCAGCCAAUGCACCAAGCUGGAUGAGUGACUUCAAACCUCAAGAAAAUGAGAAUGGUCAAGUAGUAUCUCGAAGAGAUUCCAACAACAAUGCAAUAGGAGAAGGAGUUGGGUUACAAGAGUUGUUGCCUCCCUCUGAGAAACCAAAACACAGGAAGAGUAGGCGCAAAUCCGAGUCACAAAACGGUUCUCCUCCUAGGAGAAACAGCAACGUGUUACCAUCGGAAAUGAUACCAAGACCCUCGAGACGUCACCACAGAAGCAGGCACGCGUCUUUAGACUCAUCUAACGAUCCAUCGCUCAGGAGAAGGCGUGUUAUCGCGGUUAACGACGAGGAAGGUUCUAACCAUCUUUCGGACAGUUCUGCUUCUCAAAGAAAGUCUUCGUCGCGUCAUAGGAAGGUGAAAGGAUCAGGAGGAGGAGAGGUGUCCAUGAAGAAGACCAAAGCAAGACCCGAGAAGUCUACUGCUCAAUCAGACGCUACAUGUAAUGAUAAUAAUAAUACCAGUGAUAAAGACCAAAACAUAGAAUAG
Eruca vesicaria subsp. sativa (arugula) is the source of this 669-nucleotide messenger RNA. The record is from the annotation of a GenBank genome assembly. Lineage: Eukaryota; Viridiplantae; Streptophyta; Magnoliopsida; Brassicales; Brassicaceae.